Messenger RNA from Sclerotinia sclerotiorum 1980 UF-70, 861 nucleotides. RefSeq lists its product with no specific name. The transcript is spliced from 3 exons. NCBI's taxonomy places the organism in Eukaryota, Fungi, Ascomycota, Leotiomycetes, Helotiales, Sclerotiniaceae. Bases 1 to 861 code for a protein of 286 amino acids. The record is from RefSeq and is a predicted model, not a curated record.
AUGUCUGAAGAUAUCUACGCAGAAACACCCAUAACUGGCCCGUUUUCUUCUCCCUUGCAUCUGGAUGGUAUGCCCCUUGCUGAGGAAGGGGACCCAAAUGAGACCGCUGAAAAGGCCAAAAGAGAUCGAAAAGUUGGCUCUGCAGUUCAAUUCAUCAAUUUUCCACAGGACAUCCCUGAAGAAGCUCAUACAAAGUUGGUCGAAUAUGAGAAAGCCGUUUCGAACUAUCGCAGCUGGGCGUGCCUCAGAUGGUGGAAUACCACUUAUGCUACUGAUAGUGUGCCUCAAGAUGAAUCUGCAGAAUCAGCUGCGAAGCGGAUGAGCUACUGUGCUCAAGUGGCUGGAUAUGAUGUGCAGAAUACUCCCUGGUUGACAAUUUUCGACUGUGAAACUAAGAGCAAGACUAUCACGUUUACAAUCGAUACUUUCGCCACCGUUUUCUUUGAUGUUAUCGUAGAGGGUUUAGCUUGUUUGCCAGCCAAUUCAGACGACCUGCUCGAGAAAGUCUUUAAAGGCAUCAAUACCGCUAUGGAGACCAGACUGAACGACAAACCCAGUGUCCAACAAUGCAUUAUCUCGCAGCGUUACGGAUACCAUCCAGACCAAAAAUCAAUUUGGUCAAUCGUUCGUAUCUCUACGUUCGAAAUCUAUAUCGAUGAACUAACGUCCCUUGCUUUCGAAGAAAAAAAUUCUUCGGUCACUAUCGAGACGACCGUUGAAUACAACGAGUACCAAGCCGAAUUCAAGAUGGAUGAUUGGAUUACGGCUUCUAAUUCGAUUGAAGAAUGGAAGCAGAAGACCAUGGAGGAAUUUGUUGGGGAUGCCACUGUUGAGGUUCCCACUGUUGGGAUUUCUUUCUGA